AGCGCCACUUUUUACUUCAACAAUUAUAAUCUUGCCCUUUGAAAAGUAGAGAGAUUUUUAUGAGAUAACACAAAGCACAAAUUUAUGGAUUUAGUUUUGCCGCGGUUUGUGUCGCCCAAACUCAAGAAUUGCAGCUCGCCAAAUGCUCCCGCGCUGCGAGGUGGUUUAGUUCAGGCCAGUCGGAAAACCCCCAAAACUGCUAGGGUUCGUUCGGAAUUCGACGCUAAAUUGAAUGGCGCCCUUUCUGCUGACUUCGACCCUCGCUUUACUGACCGGCAAAAGGCUCUUGAAGCUGCCAUGAACGACAUCAAUAGCUCCUUCGGGAAAGGAAGUGUUACGAGGCUUGGGAGUGCUGGUGGAGCAUUGGUGGAAACAUUUCCUAGUGGCUGCCUGACCUUGGACUUUGCUUUAGGUGGUGGUCUUCCCAAAGGAAGAAUCGUAGAGAUAUAUGGGCCGGAAAGUAGUGGAAAGACCACUCUAGCCCUCCAUGCAAUUGCAGAAGUGCAGAGGCUUGGUGGAAAUGCUAUGCUUGUCGACGCGGAGCAUGCUUUUGAUCCAUCUUACUCAAAAUCUUUGGGGGUUGAUGUAGAAAAUCUAAUUGUUUGCCAGCCUGACAACGGAGAGAUGGCGCUAGAGAUUGCUGAUCGCAUCUGUAGGUCUGGUGCUGUUGAUCUCAUUUGUAUCGAUUCAGUCUCAGCACUUACUCCUAGAGCUGAAAUUGAAGGUGAAAUUGGGAUGCAACAAAUGGGUUUGCAAGCACGCCUUAUGAGUCAGGCUCUGCGAAAAAUGUCAGGCAAUGCUUCUAAAGCUGGAUGUACACUUAUAUUUCUAAAUCAGAUCAGACACAAGAUAGGAGUGUAUUAUGGAAAUCCCGAAGUGACAAGCGGUGGAAUUGCUUUGAAGUUCUUUGCAUCUGUCCGGCUUGAGAUAAGACCUAUUGGGAAGAUAAAAUCGGUUAAAGGUGAUGAAGAUGUCGGUGUUAAAGUUCGCGUAAGGGUUCAAAAGAGUAAGGUGUCAAGGCCGUACAAACAAGCUGAGUUUGAAAUUAUAUUUGGGGAAGGAGUCAGCAAACUGGGUUGUGUUCUGGAUUGUGCUGAAAUAUUUGAUGUUGUUUUAAAGAAGGGGUCGUGGUACAGCUAUGGAGAUCACAGGUUGGGGCAAGGAAGAGAUCGAGCAUUACAGUUCUUAAAGGAAAACCCUCUCUUGUCUGAAGAGAUAGAGAAGAAAGUCCGAGUUGAGUUGACAGAAGGCAGCGGCCAAAUAGGUUCAUUUGUAAAGUCAUCGUUUCCACAGUCGGACGAGGUAGAUGCAUUCCAAGAAAUGCAAUGAGACGAAUGGCUGCAUACACCUUGUAUUAUUCAUCAGACUUGUUGUGUGUUCAUUUUCAUUUUCAUUUUCUGUAACUUGAAUAUUGGUUGCAACUCAGUGCAAUUGCUUUUACAUUUA
Molecule: messenger RNA, 1446 nt
Organism: Salvia splendens (bonfire salvia)
Lineage: Eukaryota; Viridiplantae; Streptophyta; Magnoliopsida; Lamiales; Lamiaceae
Product: DNA repair protein recA homolog 1, chloroplastic
Exons: 13
Coding region: 85-1329 (414 amino acids)
Biological process (GO): DNA repair
Molecular function (GO): single-stranded DNA binding; ATP binding; ATP hydrolysis activity
Source: RefSeq, a predicted model, not a curated record